GCUCCUCUGUGAUGCUACAUGCUAAUGUUAGCUCCCACGCUGCAGGUUUGUUUAUGUUGUGAAAGUGGCUUUUUAUUCACCUUAUUUGUUUCGUGUCCGUGAUGGAAAACCGCUGCCCGGUGGAAAACACAGAUAUCUUCCUGCCGCUGUCUUCCCUCAGGCUGCUCGUCCCUCCGCUGCGCCUCCUCUCGGCCGCCAUGUGGCAGGUGGCCCAGCGCAGAGACGUCCUGGACUACGAGCAGCUGGACCGCUUUGUGACGCUGGUGACGGCCACGGUGCCGGACCUGCUCAGCCCCAAGCAGCGGGGAAAGCUGCUCCUCCGGCUGCGGGCCAAAGUUAUUCUGGAGCUGUGCAGAAACCAGGAGACUGCCAAUGUAGUGUGUGUACAGCCUCACUUAGAGAGGAUCCGGCCUCCGGGAUACACAGGAAGUGGCGAUGCAGAGGUGGACGCGGAGGAGGCCAUCUUUGUGGAAUUAGCUCAAACACUCCUGAAGGACCCAGCGGAGAGAGAACACUUUUACCAGGAGGUUUUCCAGGCAGAAUACGGACUCGGCUACGAUAAAGACAUGCAGCUCCUGGUGUGGGAGUUUCUCUCCAAGCUGGAGCGCCUGCUGCCGGUGCCGGACCUCGGCCAGACGGUGUCGUGGCUGACCUCUGCCCCCUCCGUGCUCAACGACUGUUUACAAGCACUCUCCAACCCGGACGACCUCAGAUCUCUCCUGCAGCACCACGCCUGCCUGGAGCACCUCGGCACACAAGGCACCACGGUGGAGAUGUCCACGCAGGUCUUCGCCUGCCCCGACUGUCCGUUCUUCCACAUGCAGGAGUCGUACCUGCUGCAGCACAUCGAGCGCAGCCACCCAGAGGAGUUCACCAAACUCCAGAGGGCGGCCGAGGCGACCCACGCCCCCAGGGCGAAGCCCCGGCGGCCCGAGUUCCCGCAGCCCUUCCCCAUCCACGACCGGCCCGACCCGCACACCUGCCAGGACUGCGGCAAGACCUUCACGCGCGCGUCGGACGUGACCCGGCACCGGAGGACGCACACGGGCGAGCGGCCCUACGCCUGCGGGGAGUGCAAGAAGGGCUUCAAGAACUCCUGGGACCUGACCAGGCACCAGCGCAUCCACACCGGGGAGCGGCCCUUCCUCUGCUCGCAGUGCGGGAAGCGCUUCACCCAGAUGGGGCUGCUCAAGCUGCACUACGAGCGCACCGCCUGCGGCCAGACCGGCGACCCGCCGCUGGACCUGCCCACCGAGGUGGUGGUGGCGGCGGAGGAGGCCGUGGAGAAGGACGCCGCGCGGUACAAGUGCCAGAAGUGUCCGGAGAGCUUCGGCAGCAUCCUGGAGCGGCUGAGGCAUCGGCAGACGCACGCCGCCCGGCGGCAGUACAAGUGUCCGCUGUGCGAGAAGAUCUACGGCCGGGCGUCGGACCUGAAGAGGCACCAGAUGAAGCACACGGGCGAGCGGCCGUUCGCCUGCCACUGCGGGAAGGGCUUCACGCACGUGUGGCUCCUGAACAAGCACCAGCAGGUGCACGCCCGGGAGCGGCCGUUCCCGUGCGCGCAGUGCGGCAAGAGCUUCACGCAGCUGCAGAUCCUGAACCGACACCUGCUGACGCACAGCGGCCGGCGGCCGUACCAGUGCUCCUACUGCGACCGCAGCUUCACGCAGCUGGCCAGCCUCACGCGCCACGAGAGGACGCACACGGGGGAGCGGCCGUACCUGUGCGCCACCUGCCAGAAGGCGUUCCUCACGCACGGGGAGCUGGCGAGGCACCAGCGCAGCCACAGCAGCCUGCGGCCGUUCGGCUGCCCGCAGUGCGCCAAGAGCUUCAAGACCAAGCGCGCGCAGCGCGAGCACCUCAACACGCACACGGGCGAGCGGCCGUUCUCCUGCGGCCGCUGCGGCAAGAGGUUCGCCAAGUCCGCCUCGCUGGUCCGCCACAACCUGACCCACACCGGCGAGCGGCCGCACCGCUGCCCGCAGUGCGGGAAGAGCUUCCUGACGUCCGGCGAGCUGCUGCUGCACCGCCGCAUCCACACGGGCGAGCGGCCGUACCCCUGCUCCCACUGCGACCGCAGGUUCAGGUGCUCCUCCGACCUCAACAUGCACGUGCGCACGCACACCGGGGAGAAGCCGCACAGCUGCCUCUUCUGCAAGAAAGGCUUCUCCACCUCCACCAGGCUCAAGAGGCACGUGCGCACGCACAUGGAGAAAGGCGCGUGGGGCCACUGAGUCUGUAUCCAGUGACUGUUUCCAAUAAAGCCAAAGCUGUU
Molecule: messenger RNA, 2275 nt
Organism: Salarias fasciatus (jewelled blenny)
Lineage: Eukaryota; Metazoa; Chordata; Actinopteri; Blenniiformes; Blenniidae
Product: zinc finger protein 345-like
Exons: 7
Coding region: 102-2234 (710 amino acids)
Biological process (GO): regulation of transcription by RNA polymerase II
Cellular component (GO): nucleus
Molecular function (GO): DNA-binding transcription activator activity, RNA polymerase II-specific; RNA polymerase II cis-regulatory region sequence-specific DNA binding
Source: RefSeq, a predicted model, not a curated record